AUGCUGCAAAAUCAAAGCACUGAACGAGUUGUUAUGGUUCUAACAGAUAUUAACGGUAAUGUAUUAGAUUAUGAUAUCGCUGAACAACCUAUUGUUCCGAUUCGCACUAAAAAGCAUGUCAAAUCUUCCCCUCCAAAGCAAAGUGAACCAAUACCAACAUCUACGCCAUUGAAAAAAGUAACUCAAAAUCCGAAUCCCGAAACUGAGCAACCUCAACGACGUCGAGUUCGUUAUACGCCACAAAAAUCAACAUUUAAAAUUUUUCAAGAAAAAGUGGAUUGGUUUGCAGAACCAAAGAUUAAAUCACGUAAUGAUGAAGCCAUAAGAAAAAUUCGGCGAGCACCGAAAACAAAAAUAUUCGGUCAAAAAUUAUCGUGGUGUGCUGAAUCGAAAAUCAAUACACAUAAUGAAGAAGCAGUUGAGGAAAUUCGUCAACGACCAAAAUCUCAAAUAUUUGUACGAAAAAUAUAUUGGAAUGCUGAAACAAAAAUCGAUUCACACAAUGAAGAAGCUGUAGAACAUAUUCAUCGUACACCAAAACCUCGAAUUCGUGAUGAAAAAUUAAAUUGGGAGGCCAACACAAAGAUAGAUACGCAUAAUGAAGAAGCUAUUGAAUAUCUUCGAAAAACACCAAGAUCAGCUAUCUACGAUGAAAAACCAACUUGGUCAAGCACUCCACGAACUAAUCAUUAUAAUCCAGAAUUUGUUCAAUACCUUCAACGUGAACGAGCCAUUCGGCAGCAAACAAGCUUUAUGCGUAUUCAAAGUUCUUCGCCGCAACACAAAAUAAAAGCAGAUGGUCCCCGUAUCGAUGAUUACAAUUCUGAAUAUAUUGAACAUAAAAAAACAACAAAAUUGAAUAAACUUCCUCCAAUUGAAACUCGAAAACUUGAAUGGAGAAAAGAAUCUCGCAUUAGUCGAAGAAAUGAUGAUUAUAUUGAACGUCUUCGACAAAAACGAUCCAUACCUGUCAUUUUUCGAGAAAAAGUUAACUGGAGCGCGCAAACACCACGAAUAAAAGCUCACAAUCCAGAGUACCUAGAAAAUAUCAAAGACCAAAAACGGCCAACAAUCACUGAUGAAUUUCCUCGAUGGAAAUCACAAGCAAAAAUCACCACCUACAAUAAUGAUUAUAAUCCAAAUGACGAAUAUCGUCCGAAACCAGUGAUUGUUAAUGAAAAGACCCAAUGGUAUGGACGACCAAAAAUCGAUUCUGGUCUUGAUCCCAUAGUCAAUGUCAAAGAGCACGCUGCUUUUGGGUUGGCUACUUGA
Molecule: messenger RNA, 1272 nt
Organism: Rotaria socialis
Lineage: Eukaryota; Metazoa; Rotifera; Eurotatoria; Philodinida; Philodinidae
Source: the annotation of a GenBank genome assembly